AUGGGGUGUGUGAGCGCGCUGCUGGCCAGCUCCCUGGCCGAGGAGAUGCAGUGGACGCCCUACAACUCGCUGCUGCAGCAGUACCAGCAAGCUUCCUCUCCCUACCAGCAGGCUGCUUCAACACAGGACCAACAGUUCCAAGCCAGCGACUUCUCCGGCGGUUUCGACUUCGGUAGCCACGGAGGCAGCUCUCACGACGGUGGUGACUACAGUGGCGGUGACUACGGUGGCCAUGACCUAAAAUCCCACGUCUACCCCGUCCACCAACACGUGGAAGAAGAAAACCCUGAACCCAUCAAACACUACAAAGAAAUUGUCGUCCCUCUGCCCAAGAACGUAGAGUUCAAAGUCAAUCAGCCAGUCAUCAUUCCUGUACCCCACCCUAUUCCCAUCCAAGUGCCAGUUCCUAAGGCCGUCGUCAUCCCUAUCAUUAAAGAGGUUUCCAUCCCUGUAGAGAAGUCUGUACCAUACCCCGUAGAAAGGAUUGUACAUGUACCAAAGGUGAAAGAAGUACCUUUCGAGGUGGUUAAACAUAUUUUGGUCCCUGUAGAAAAGCCUGUGCCUUUUAAGGUUCCCGUUUACGAAACUAUUAUCCACACUAAAAAGGGACAGCAUAAGAUUUAAAUUGAGAAAUGAAAAUGGCCGACAGAUGAUGAAACUUUUCAGUUUUGCGUCGACUAUCUUUUGUUUUUAUUCUCAUUCAUUUAUUGAAUGUUCUUGCUUUACAUCUAUCAUUUCAUGGGCAAUUAUUUCUUCAAGAAAACUACGAUUUUCUGAAGCAUUAACUCUUUUAAAAUAUUUCAUUUUCUUAAAGCAUUGUUAUUUCUAAGCUGAAAACUCUUCCCCACCUUUUAAAAAUGAUAUUUCGUCUAUAAAAUAUGGGAACUUUAAUAUUUUACAAAUAUUGUGGCCAGGAUUAUCGUGUAAUGGCGUUCCAAUAUUUGUAGGCUUAAGGCUGAAAGGCCAUUAAGUAUAAGACCUUUAUGUUAAAACCGCCUUGUUGUUACGUUGGUACUAUUGUUAUGUUGUUACUGUUGUUAUGUUGUUGUCGAGUUGUUGGGUGUUUGAGUGUGUGUGUGUUGUAA
Molecule: messenger RNA, 1085 nt
Organism: Helicoverpa zea (corn earworm)
Lineage: Eukaryota; Metazoa; Arthropoda; Insecta; Lepidoptera; Noctuidae
Product: MAGE-like protein 2
Exons: 3
Coding region: 1-624 (207 amino acids)
Source: RefSeq, a predicted model, not a curated record